This is a messenger RNA of Galeopterus variegatus (Sunda flying lemur), 2797 nucleotides long. It is a transcript of the gene OSMR, whose product is annotated as oncostatin M receptor. Gene Ontology annotation, biological process: cytokine-mediated signaling pathway; positive regulation of cell population proliferation. NCBI's taxonomy places the organism in Eukaryota, Metazoa, Chordata, Mammalia, Dermoptera, Cynocephalidae. Gene Ontology annotation, cellular component: signaling receptor complex; membrane; external side of plasma membrane. The coding region runs from base 80 to 2110 and encodes 676 amino acids. The record is from RefSeq and is a predicted model, not a curated record. The transcript is spliced from 12 exons. Gene Ontology annotation, molecular function: leukemia inhibitory factor receptor activity; cytokine binding; ciliary neurotrophic factor receptor binding.
UUUAAGAUUUUCUGGGAAAAAGAAACUUUGUGAGCACAAAAACUGGUGUAAUUGGGAAAUAAUUCAAGACUCACAAGAAAUGUAUAAUUUCACACUCAUGGCAGAAAAUUACUUAAGGAAGAGAAGUGUCAACAUUCUUUUUAACCUAACUCAUCGAGUUCAUCCAAAGCCUCCCUUUAGUGUCAACUUUGAAAAUGUAAGUGCCACAAAUGCCAUCAUGACCUGGAAGGUGCUUUCUAUAAGAAAUCAUUCCACACUUUUGUGUCAGGUUGAACUCCAUGGCAAAGGAAAAAUGGUUCAGCACAAUGUUUCCGUCAAGGUGAAUGGUGAGUACCACUUCAGUAAAUUGGAGCCCGACACAGAGUAUGUCACCCAGGUACGCUGUGCUGAUGCCAACCACUUCUGGAAAUGGAGUGAAUGGACUGUCCAAAACUUCAUCACAUCUGAAGCUGCUCCCUCAGAGGCUCCUGAUGUCUGGAGAAAGGUGAAGUCGGAGCCAGGAAUUCGUACGGUGACCUUAUUCUGGAAGCCACUAUCAAAGCUUCAUGCCAAUGGGAAGAUCCUCUUCUAUAACGUAGUUAUAGAAAAUCUAGACGAACCAUCCAGGUUAAAGUUUCUCUCUGUUCCUGCACCGGCCAGUGGCACACAACUAACCCUUGACUGGUGUUCAUACCAAAUCCACGUCACAGCCAAUAACAGUAUUGGCACUUCUCCCGCUUCGGUGAUUGUCAUCUCUGGGGACCCUGGAAACGAAGAGGUUGAAGAAGAAAGAAUUAAUGGCACCGAGGAUGGAUUCUUUAUAUCUUGGAAACCCCAGGCUGGAGACAUCACAGGCUAUGUUGUGGAGUGGUGUGAUCAUCCCCAGGACCCGCUCUGUGACUUCCAGUGGAAGAACAUAGGUCCCAAUACCACAAGUACAGUCAUUAGCUCAGAUGCGUUUAGACCAGGAGUCCGAUACAACUUCAGAAUUUAUAGAAUAUCUACGAAAAAGGUUGCUUAUUUAUUAGAGAAAAAAACAGGAUACUCCCAGGAACUGGCUCCUUCAGACAACCCUCAAGUGGCUGUAAGUAACUUGACAUCCCACUCCUUCACUCUGAAUUGGAACAAUUAUCCCACUGAAUCCCAACCUGGUUUUAUACGAGGGUACCAUGUCUAUCUGAAAUCCAAGGCAAUGCAGUGCCAUCAAGGAUUUGAAAAGGCAGUUCUUUCAGAUGAUUCAGUAUGCUGCAAAUACAAAGUCGACAACCCGGAACAAAAGACAUUCAUUGUGGAAAACCUACAGCCAGAAUCCUUGUAUGAGUUCUUCGUCACUCCAUACACAAGUGUUGGCGAGGGCCCCAAUGGUACUUUCACGAAGGUCACGACUCCAGAUGAAUACUCCCAUAUGCUGAUAAGUAUCAUAGUGCCCAUGAUUGUGUGCAUCUUGGUCAUCGGAAUCGUGUGCUACUUGAAAAGUCAGUGGAUAAAAGAGAACUGUUAUCCUGACAUCCCAGACCCUUACAAGAGCAGCAUCCUGUCAUUAAUAAAAUCCAAGGAGAACCCUCACUUAACAAUAAUGAAUGUCAACGACUGCAUUCCAGAUGCUAUUGAAGUUAUGAACAAGCCAGAAGUGACUAAGAUACAACUCUUAGGUUCUAGGAGGUCACUCACAGAAACUGAAUUGACUAAGCCCGCCUACCUUUACCUCCUUUCAACAGAAAAUAAUUACUCCGGCCCUGGACCCUGCAUCUGUUUUGAGAACUUUACCUAUAAUCAGGCAGCUUCUGACUGUAGUUCUUGUGGCCAUGUUCCAGUACCCCAGGAAGUCCCACCAGGUCAGCUGGGACUAUUGACCUCACCUGAAAAUUUACUAAAAGCAAUAGAAAAAAACUAUAUGAACUCCCUGGGAGAAAUCCCAGCUGGAGAAGCUAGUUUGAAUUAUGUGUCCCAGUUGGCUUCACCCAUCUCUGGUGACAAGGAUGGUCUGCCAACAAAUCCACCAGUGCCGGCACACUGUUCGGAGUAUAAAAUGCAAAUGGCAAUACCCCUGUGUCUUGCGUCACCUCCCCCGAAUGAGAAUAGCAGCCUUUCCUCAGUUAGUCUUUUAAAUCAAGGUGAACACUGCCGUUAACCAGCAUGUUCAUUUCAUACCUUUAUGCUAUACACACACUAAGGGGAGCAUAGCUGGCAGGCACCAUUCUAUUACUAGGUGCCUCAGUCCUUAACCCCACUGAGCUAUCACUAUCUGGAGGUCUGAUUUAUAUAAAACCACUACAGUCUAGUUAGGUUAAAGGCCAGAAGCUAUGGAACAUAACAUUUGCCCUUGCUGCAGGCUUGCUCUAGAAAUGGCAGGAUCAUGGGAACAUGCUCACCUUGCUGCUGUUUGUUCCAGGCUCACCUUUAGAAUAGUAGACCUGAACUUGACAUAGGGAUAGGAAUUAACCACUCCACAGACCCCGCCCACUCAGAACUGUACAAGGUGGCUGUGGUCCUAGAAGUUGUUUUUAGGGAGGAAAUAUUUCCAUUAAAAUUUACCCUAAUGUUUAAUCCUUAAGGGUUAAGCAAUUAGACGGAAGCCUUUAAUAAAGGCCACAGAAGUUUUGAGACCAAAACAGAUUUUAGACUUGCCUUGAAGUGAUAUGAAUUUAUAGUUUAUUGACAGUAAAAUUAAUUCUUUCGGAGGCACAAUUAAUAGGCAAGAUGUGUGAACGAAUCAGUAAGAUCUCCAGAAUUCUCCUGUCUAGCUUACUAUAGUUAAAGAAUGGGACAUGGAACUCCUGACUUAAUGUUAAGAUAAUAAACACUCCUGCCCAGUAGA